GGGAGGUUUAUUACCAUCGUUCCAGUUUUCACUGGGGUUAGGUUUUCCCUAAACCAGUUGGGUAUUCCCCAUUUUGGGCUGGAAAGUUUGCCACGUCAUCUAAAACUUAUACAAGUCCCCAACGCACCGUUUUUACCGCAUCAACGAUCAAACCAGUCUUCGUCGUUCGUCUCCGUACCUGGUUCCGGUGUGUCUGUUCAAAUCUGUAGCUUGCGACGGAUUGACAGAAAAUUUUUGAAUGUUGGGGAGGAAUUAUGGAAGGAAACUCUGCCAUUGCAAUCGGGUUCUCACCUCUACCAACUAAAAGGGAUUAAACCAUCUACUUGGUAUGAAGUGAAGAUAUCCUAUCCAGCUUCUAUACCAGCGAGAUUUUCUAUAGAAUUGAAAAAUGACAUUACAGAGCUGGGACGGAACCGAAACAGGAGGUUACUGAAUACUGAGAAAUUAAUUUUCAAGACUGAUGGUGUUACUGUACUCAAUAAUCAGGACAAAGUGUACGUAUUGGUGACUGUGGAGCCUGAAGGAUUUGUUGCAAUACCACAUGUACCAGAGAGGAAGUUCAUCAUAUACAAUAUAGUUUGUGACGAGCUAUUAUUAUGCAUCCCGUACAAAGCUUGGUGGGUAGCAGUCAUGGCAUUGCUCUGUUUGGCUUUGGCAUUAAUUGUUCCUCGCUUUCUUCCAACUUAUUUGGUUCCCGAUAAUCAAAGACCCGAGUCGGUGGAUCCAAACCCCUCCAAGAAGCAUUGAAAGAUAACAAGGUCCAUGCCUUCAUUUUCAAGUUUUUAUUUCUCCUAAUCUUUCAUUCUGUAGUUGCUUCUGAGUUGGAACCAUUCUUUGCUUUCAUCUUAGAUCCGUAGAGAAAUAUAUAAAUACAAAUAAAUUUCGAUGAGUGAUGCCA
Messenger RNA from Tripterygium wilfordii, 898 nucleotides. RefSeq lists its product as uncharacterized. The transcript is spliced from 5 exons. The record is from RefSeq and is a predicted model, not a curated record. Lineage: Eukaryota; Viridiplantae; Streptophyta; Magnoliopsida; Celastrales; Celastraceae. The annotation marks the transcript as partial.